UUUCCCCCUGGAGUUCUGCAGUCAUGUUUAAAGUUGGCUCACAAGCAUAAACAUACGGCUAAAGAACUUGUUAUCUUGUUUAGAUGAGGCUGCAGUGAAAUGCAACACUAUACGAAUAUAAGUCUGUAGAAAGUACUAUUGGAUACUUAGUGCCUUUGUUCUGUAUUCUCUUCAACACAGCUGGUGACAAUGGCUGAAAAUGGAGAUGGUGAAAACAUGUCUAUUUUGGAAACCAAAAUCUGUCAGCAAAUUGAGUACUAUUUUGGCAAUCACAAUCUACCAAGAGACAAGUUCCUAAAGGAACAGAUCAAACUAGAUGAUGGCUGGGUGCCUUUAGAAGUAAUGAUCAAAUUCAACAGAUUAAGUCGCCUUUCAAAAGAUUUUAGUGUUAUUGUAGAAGCACUAAGAAAAUCCAAGACUGGUUUAAUGGAAAUAAAUGAAGACAAAACUAAAAUCAGAAGAUCUCCAAACAAACCCCUUCCUGAAUUAAAUGACCAGUAUAAGGCUGCAAUUAAAAACAGAUCUGUUUAUGUUAAAGGCUUUCCACUAGAUGCAACUCUUGAUGAUAUCAAAGAAUGGCUUGAUGAUAAAGGUCCAGUUGAAAACAUUCAAAUGAGGAGAACAUUGCAGAGGACAUUUAAGGGCUCAAUAUUUGCAGUCUUUGAUAGUGUUGAAUCUGCUAAGAAGUUCACAGAGAUCCCAAACCAAAAGUACAAAGACACAGAGCUGAUAGUACUUUUCAAGGAAGAGUAUUGUACAAAGAAGAAUGAAGAAAGGAGACAAAACAAAGUAGAAGCUAAAGCAAGAGCUAAACAGGAAAAAGAAGAAAAACAGAAACAAGCAGCAGAUGCUGAAAUGAAGUCUCUGGAAGAAAAGACAGGAUGUCUUUUGAAAUUUUCUGGUGAUCUAGAUGAUCAAACAUGCAGAGAAGACCUCCAUGAGGUAUUUUCUGAUCACGGAGAAAUCAAAUGGAUACACUUUGUCAGAGGUGCGAAGGAGGGAAUUAUCCUAUUUAAGGAUGUUGCAAAAGAAGCUCUGGAAAAAGCCAAAGAAGCACAUAAUGGAAACUUACAGCUUCGGAACAAGGAUGUUACAUGGGAAGUGCUAGAAGGAGAUGCAGAGAAAGAUGCUCUGAAAAAAAUAUUGGAAGAUCAGCAAGAAUUGCUGAAACAGAAAACAAAAGGGCGCAAAAUUAAAGGAAAAGGAAGAGGGGGGAAGAUACCUCAAGGUGCACACAAAGGAAAAGUACAGUUUCAGGGCAAAAAAAUAAAGUUUGAGAAUGAAGAAGGAGGUGGUGAAGAUGAUACUAAAAUAGAACCAGCAAGUCCCAAGAAGAGACCACUAGAGGAAAUGGAAAAAGAAGAACCUGCACCAAAACAACUGAAAACAGAAAACGGAGAUGGAGAUCAGUAAUACUAAAAUUAAAAAGAA
Molecule: messenger RNA, 1431 nt
Organism: Fulmarus glacialis (Northern fulmar)
Lineage: Eukaryota; Metazoa; Chordata; Aves; Procellariiformes; Procellariidae
Gene: SSB
Product: Sjogren syndrome antigen B (autoantigen La)
Exons: 11
Coding region: 190-1413 (407 amino acids)
Biological process (GO): positive regulation of translation; RNA processing
Cellular component (GO): cytoplasmic stress granule; nucleus; cytosol
Molecular function (GO): RNA binding
Source: RefSeq, a predicted model, not a curated record